This is a messenger RNA of Mycena citricolor, 2288 nucleotides long. The record is from the annotation of a GenBank genome assembly. Lineage: Eukaryota; Fungi; Basidiomycota; Agaricomycetes; Agaricales; Mycenaceae.
CCGGCAUUCAACUUGACUCGCGUGUGUUAUGGUUAAGCUCUACGUGCCCGAAAGGCAGCUAGCUGAAUCGCCGACCCUCCGCGGCGCGGCGUCCCGAAUCGACAGGUCCUACACCAUUUCCAUUUUACCCGCAUCGAUAUCCGCGCUUGGAUUGACCGUCUGCAGCUUGGUUCACCGGUGUCUUCUACUCCUUGCCACCUCUACUCGGUUGUCCGUGCCUUGUGAUUCGACUGACAUCCUGGCUUUCAGCGCCUUACGCAAACCUUGACUAAGUGCAGGCGGCCUGUCCCGCGGUCACUGUCGAAACCAUAUAUCCUUCUUUUCUCCACCGUGCCCUUCGCUCCUUUCUUUCCGCGUCUGUUCUUCUGGUCCUCGAAAUGGCUGCACUGCGUGCCGGGGUCCCCAAUCUGGUUUCUGGGGCCACGGGAGCAGCCUUGAUAACAGAGGCAUUGGACGUGGUCAAAGCGGAAUUCGACCAUCUCACGAGCGAAGUCGCGCUUGUACGCAGGGAAAGAGAGGACUGCGAAGCCACGCUGACUGCCCAAGUCAACGAGCUCAAUAUCAUCCGACAAUCCUUGUACGAGCUGGAAACGCAACACAGCAAAGUGCGAGCGAAAUAUGAACAGGAGUUGGCUCGUCUUCGAGAGGAAUUGCACAUGCUGAGGCAUGGCCAUCAACCUCCACCUCAAUCAUCGCUCGCCUAUCAUCACCACUCUCAUCGGCCUCCGCUGCACCCUUCCUCUUCUACACAGUCGAUAACGGACCGGCACCCGGAACGAGAACGGGACCGAGAGCGUGGGACGAGCACAAACGUCAUUGUCUCAGAGCGCAGCGAUCGCGACGCUCGAGAACCGAACGUCAAGCGAACAAAGACAACAGAACGAGUGGGUCGUCCCGGUCCAGCCCCGGUGACGCCCAUCGAAGUACAUCGACUGUCCCCUCACCCCUCAUCCACGCUUUCAUUUCUUGACGCAGACCUCGCCUCCUUUCCGUCUCAUCUGAAGAAGGAGUCGGCGGCGACCGCAUCAUCACCCGGACGGCCAGAGUGGUUUGCAAUAUGGAAUCCGGCGGUGAAGCAGAAGAAGAUCGGUGACGUGUCGCUGCUUCACACAUUGCUACACGAAUCCGUGGUUUGCUGCGUUCGCUUCUCCAAGGACGGGCGAUUUCUAGCAACGGGGUGCAAUCGUACGGCACAAGUGUUCGAUGCUCGAACAGGGACGAAAGUUUGCUCGCUAAUGGACCCGUCUGUGCCCAAAGGAGGCGAUUUAUACAUUCGCAGCGUCUGUUUCUCGCCCGAUGGAGCACUGCUGGCUACCGGCGCAGAGGAUGCUCAGAUCCGAAUAUGGGAUAUUGUGAAAAAGCGCAUUAUCGCAGUUCUUUCUGGACACCAGCAGGAGAUAUACGCACUUGAUUUUUCGACAGACGGGCGAUUCGUUGUCUCUGGUUCUGGCGACAAGACCGUGCGAAUUUGGGAUAUGCGCACUGUACUCCCGGCGAAUCCGCAGCAGACUGUUUCUUGCACAGUGCUCAACAUUACGGACUCGGCCCCACCGCCGUCGACAGCUCGUUCGUCACCCGGUCCGACUCCCGAUGGCGGAGUGACAAGUGUAGCGAUCUCAGCCAAUGGAUCCCGUGUUGCUGCGGGAUCUUUGGAUGCAUUAGUGAGAGUUUGGGAUGUCAAGUCGGGUGCACUCGUGCGUCGGCUUCGAGGCCAUGGCGAUAGCGUCUACAGUGUCGCUUUCGUUCCAGAAGGAACUGUAUCGUCUGCCAAGGGGAUUGGACUGAUCAGCGGCGGGUUGGACCGAACAGUCAAAGGAUGGGACCUUGGUCUGGGGCCCAGUCCUCAAGGCUGGAAGGAAGAUGGACGUCCAUCAUCGAGGUCGAGUUCUGUGCUCAAAGGAUGGAAAGAAGGGACGGGAGAAGUAAGCGAGGGACGGUGCACCACAACAUUCAUCGGGCACAAGGACUAUGUCCUCUCCGUCGCCGUCUCUCAUGAUGGGGAAUGGAUUGUCUCGGGAUCCAAGGACCGAGGUGUUCAAUUUUGGGAUGCCAAAACCGGUGUGGUUCAGUGUAUGCUGCAGGGUCACAAGAACUCGGUCAUUUCGAUUGAUUUGAGUCCGGCGGGCAACGUUCUUGCCACGGGCAGCGGUGACUGGCAUGCUCGCAUCUGGAGCUACGAUGUUGUCUCGUAGCGGAUCGCAUACUUUCUUGAAUGAUAUUCUUGCUGAAACUUGUAUUGUAGCAGAACUUGUAUACCGUACUGCCCAUGACUAAUUGCGCAAUCUUCC